GCCUAUACUCAUAGGCCAGAGACGUACAAAGUGGAGUACAGCCAAAUUGAUCUAAAUAUCGUGGAAAUAAAGUGCCAAGAAGGCUCCACCUAAGCCGAGCUUUCUUCCCCCUACGAGGAGGCUGAGCUGCAGCAGGGCCGGCCAAAUACAAUCUUGACCCAGUUUAGUGCUGAUUUUGGAGCGUAUUCGCCGUGGGGCUGAAGCAAUCUCAGCCUCAGAGAAGAGUCUCGAAUGUGCCUUUAAAUCUACCCUGGGUCGAUACCCGGAACGGUUUCUCCUCAGAAUCGUAGAAGACGAGACUGGGGACAUUUUAGCUAAUACGCUCCAAUCUUCCCGCGACCGUCCGUAACCUUGUUUCCGCCAGCAACUGUUAAUCGGUCACCCCUGGUGUCGUUGGCAAGAUGCCCAGCGAUACGACACUUCCGGGAUUGCAGGUAAGUGGAUUCAGACUCCGGAGAACACAUGAGAAAUCCAGGAAUGGUUGCACCAGAUGUAAGCAGCAGCGGAAGAAGUGCGAUGAGUUGAGGCCGAGUUGCUCCAGAUGUACCAAGCGCAUAUAUAGAUGUCGAUAUCGAAACUGUCCGAGUGAUGGUAAUUUGUCGGAGCAGCAGGAACCGACCCACUUGCCAGUUCCACCCAAAAGCCCUACCGUGGUAAUCCCAGGCUCUGGGUCGCUGUCUGCAACUUCGAGUGAUCGCCUUUCUGUAUCCAGUCCUCCGCCUUGUGGACAACCUAGUGCCUCCUCAAGUCUUGGUACAAAUGACGAAAGCCCGGUGUUGAAUUCAAACUUCCCUGGCACUCUCGACGCGACAGAGCUUGAUCUCCUAGCCCACUAUAUCACGCACACUAGCCAAUCUAUACCUGUUGACGAUCUCGAUGUGUAUGCUCUUUCCAUAGGUGUACCAAAUCUGGCUUUCAAUUGCAAGGUCGUCAUGUCAUCCCUGCUAGCCUUGGCAGCGGCAUGCAGGUGCCACGAUAUAGCGAAACGAGCCCAGACGCUUCUCGACCACCAGAGCCUAAUGCAGAUCCAACAGCUACUUGCGCUUGCGGAGCGCCACCAUAGAGCCUCCCUUCGCCACAUACAAACGGCCAUGCAUAACUCACAGUCGUACGACUAUGUCCUCGCCAACGCGGCAUUGAUGGUAUUGUACGCGUCCGCCAGUCACUCCAUUCGAGUACAUCUUGCAGCCACUGCGAAACAGUGUCGACAGCGGCUGCCAGAUGCGUUACUUCCGCAACACUCACAAUGGAUCUCGUUCACACGCGCAGCUCAUACAGCGUCGACUGCAGUUCUCAGCGACACCGUCAAUGCUCCGGAUAACGUUCAGAGUUCCAUCCCCUGCCCAGUUAUAGACACAGGACCGAAUGUACCGACCCCGGUCUUCCGUAGUACGCACGUUUCAUCACCACAGGAUGGUCCAUCUGAGAAUACGAAACGUCUAUUUCUCCCUCUAGUCGCAUCUACAUAUGCUCGAGCUUUGGAGAACCUACAUCGGAGAGCUGAAUCUACCGCAGCGUUAUUAGAGAGGGCAGAGCCUUCUGCUUGCAACAAUGUACAGCUUCACGCCUCCUUGGAGACUGUGCGUGUGCUUGAGAAAUGUGCAUCCUUAGCUCUGUCGACAAGAGAAGGCCACGACAGCGCCAAGAGCCCCAGGAAUCAGGCUCUACCAUCUGAUCGAUAUUCUAGAGUCUCACCAUGGGUGGCAAGAUAUAUGAUCAGUGUGACAUCAAUGGAGUCGCCACGGGUCCUUCGACGGAUCAUCAUGUCGUUUUUGAACGAAGCUCCAGCUGAAUAUCUGACUCUUGUCCGGUCGGUGCUCGACUCCCCCUCCAUGCAGGCGAGAGCAGAGAGUUGGAUGACGCAGGAUUCUCCCAGAGCUGAGGCACCGUCGCUCAACCCGACGGAUUUACUAGCCAUGGAUAUCUUUGCCCAUUGGCUCGUCCUUGUCAUGUUACUGGACGGUGUAUGGUGGAUUGGUGAUAUUGGACAGUGGGAGCUAGGUCAGGUUAUGUCAUUGAUGAAGACUCAGAAGCUGCUGGACGAUAGUCGAGAAACGUGGUGGCCGGAGAGCAUGUACUUGGUUAAGCGGGAGCUCACCCCCAAUGUCCAGCAGUCAUAGAUUAUUGGAUCGCAGUUUCAUUUUAGACUAUCAGGCCAUCCAUCACCACCCAUGCAAGACGGCCUUUACGUAAUUAUGAACGAUAGAGUGAAUUGGCGAGAUACAAGAGUUAUACCAGUGAAAUUCCAGACGGGGGCUGUAACAGGGAGCCACAAAUAUGAGGAUCACAAAGUGGUGGCGAUAUCCAACCAU
Messenger RNA from Aspergillus pseudonomiae, 2312 nucleotides. RefSeq names its product Zn(II)2Cys6 transcription factor. NCBI's taxonomy places the organism in Eukaryota, Fungi, Ascomycota, Eurotiomycetes, Eurotiales, Aspergillaceae. The transcript has 2 exons. The record is from RefSeq and is a predicted model, not a curated record. Gene Ontology annotation, biological process: regulation of transcription by RNA polymerase II. Gene Ontology annotation, molecular function: zinc ion binding; DNA-binding transcription factor activity, RNA polymerase II-specific. The coding region runs from base 402 to 2120 and encodes 572 amino acids.